Lachancea fermentati is the source of this 738-nucleotide messenger RNA. The record is from the annotation of a GenBank genome assembly. NCBI's taxonomy places the organism in Eukaryota, Fungi, Ascomycota, Saccharomycetes, Saccharomycetales, Saccharomycetaceae.
AUGGCCAGUGAAGAUGGGAGAAUACCACGUUUACAUCACCAGCUCAUGUUCUUCUUGAUGAUCUCUCGGAAAUACCUGAUAGCGCUCACUUACGUUGCAUUUUACAUCGCGUUCUGUGAACGAGAAAAUGCGAUGGCUAACAAUAGACAGUUCUUCGUUCAGAUAAGAGAUCGAUUGCUCGUCUCAUGUAAAUCUCUUGAUGAUCAUUUUGAGAAAACAAUAGUCGAAGGGGACCUGGUCAAGAUCAAGAAGUUUGUAACGAGAGAUAUGUUAUGUGACGUAUAUGACUGCUCUAAACAGCUUACAAAGGAGCUCAAAGCAAUCGUGCCGGUGAAUAAAGGUACCGAGAACCAACCCAGUUCUAAAUCUGUCCAGGAGUUGGGCUUGCUGAGAGCACCAACGCAUCUUCUGAACUGCAUGUUAGGUUUUGCCCACAUUUACCAGUUUGUCAGGAAAAUUCCUCUCCAACAGCAAUACCAAGUAACAGAAGCUCAAAUGGAGGUUCUUAUCAAGGAUUUUGAGCAAGACCUGCUUCCGAAUUGGAAAAACCAAGUGGAAUCUUUGAAACGCCAUAUUGGGAUUUUAAUGCUCGUGGACAAGAACUUCUUACAGAAGUUCGAAUCAUACAGAACAAGCAUGGCCCAAAAGAAAACAGAGGAUGCUAAUCAGACACUGUCGUACGAUGGCUGGCUGCGAACGCAGAUAAAUGAAUUGGGAUUACAAGAGGACUUUACUUAG